AUGCGACCAGGCACAUUUUUCGCCAUAUUUACUACGCCAUCUGUUCGUCUUCUCAAUGGCACAAUAACUGGCUCUCGGUGUGCCUAUUCAGAAGCCAACUUCUAUCUCGCCAUUCCGUACGCAAGGCCGCCAAUAGGAGAAUUUCGAUUUGCCGCUCCUAGUAUAUUCAACGCCAAAUAUGGGGAUGAUGGCAGUCUUAAUGCCACUUUGCCGGCUGCAAGCUGUCCUCAGUUUGGAUCGUCGUCUUUUGCAGAAUCAGGAGUGCAGUCGGAAGAUUGUUUGACUUUGGAUGUAUAUGUGCCUCCUUGUGCAUCAAUUCAAUCCAAAUUACCUGUGAAGGUGCGGCUCUACGGUGGAUUUAAUGAAGCAGGAGGCAUUUCGGAUGCAACAUACAAUGGAUGCUUCUCUGCCAAAGACUCAAUUGUUGUGACAGUUAACUACCGACUUGGGCCACUUGGCUACCUCUCAGUUAAGAAAGCUGGCCUCAUGGGUAAUUAUGGCCUCCAAGACCAACUCCUUGCAUUAAAAUGGGUACAAUCCAAUAUAAAUGCUUUUGGAGGUGAUCCAAACAAGAUCUUGCUGUUCGGCCAAUCCGCAGGAGCACCUGACACUUUCGCUCUUGGCACGAUCAGAGAGAUUGAAUCAAUAAUAUCUGCUGCUGCUAUUCAGUCCGGUGGUAGCCGAACUUUGCCAACAAUUGACGAAGCUGAAAACUUUACUUCAAAGUUUGUUGAAUUGCUUAAUUGUACCGUCUUUGAUGCGCAAUGCAUCAGGGAACGUUUUCCUCCCUGGUAUCGUCAAGACCCAAUGUGCCUGCCUGCCCUUGAUACAAACCAACAAAACAAUGGUUUCGGGUACGGGUGGGGUCCAGUGGUCGAUGGAACAUUCAUUGAAGAACAGCCUGAGAAGAUUGGUAUGCGAGUGCCCAGUAUUAUCGGCAAUAAUGCGAACGACGGGACGCUCUUCGUGCUUGCUCAGUAUGGGGCAGCCUUGACUAAUAUUACCGAGUCCCAGUAUCAAGAAUUUCUCCUGUACAGCUUCGGAACACUUGCUUCAAACGUCAGUACACGUUAUCCACUAUCCAAAUAUAACUCCAGCGUUAUUUCACCCGGGUUCUCCGCAAUGUCAGAUAUCAUCACGGACUAUGGAUACAGGUGCCCAACGUUCCGGGCGCUGAAAGCUACAGAAGCCAGAGGUGUAAACGUAUGGGCCUACAACUUCAAUCAUACACCCACUUGCUCAUGGUAUCAAGCUAUUCCAAACGAUCCUGAGAUACUGCAGCUACUAGGACCAACUCAUACCGCGGAAAUCCCGUAUGUCUUCGGACUCACGAAUCAUCUACCGCUGAGUGGAUCGCCUAGUAGCAGGAGCGGCAAUGGAAAUUGUAGCUUUGAUAAUGCCGAAAUAGUUAUAUCACAGUUUAUGGAACACGCUUGGACAACCAUGGCAAACGACAAAAGACCUACCCUCACACAUGUUUGGCCAAAAUGGAACAGGAACUCUUAUACAGGUAUUCAGAUUAAAGAUUUGAUUGAGAUAUCUGAAAUGGAUUAUAGGAAUUGCGCUUUCUGGGAUAAUAUUAGUGGUAGAGUAUAA
Trichoderma harzianum CBS 226.95 is the source of this 1596-nucleotide messenger RNA. RefSeq lists its product as hypothetical. NCBI's taxonomy places the organism in Eukaryota, Fungi, Ascomycota, Sordariomycetes, Hypocreales, Hypocreaceae. Bases 1 to 1596 code for a protein of 531 amino acids. The transcript has 4 exons. The record is from RefSeq and is a predicted model, not a curated record.